This is a messenger RNA of Dendronephthya gigantea, 968 nucleotides long. RefSeq names its product protein SYS1 homolog. Gene Ontology annotation, biological process: Golgi to plasma membrane protein transport; Golgi to endosome transport; protein localization to Golgi apparatus. The transcript is spliced from 4 exons. Gene Ontology annotation, cellular component: trans-Golgi network; Golgi membrane. Lineage: Eukaryota; Metazoa; Cnidaria; Anthozoa; Malacalcyonacea; Nephtheidae. The coding region runs from base 2 to 475 and encodes 157 amino acids. The record is from RefSeq and is a predicted model, not a curated record.
GAUGGCCGCACAGUUUCGUUCAAAUUUAUGGGAUCCUGUGUUGAUAGUUAGCCAAAUCAUAGCGAUACAGUGUACGUAUUAUGUUGGACUUGGAGUGUGGAUAUUAAUCUUUGAUUUUUGGAUGGGAUCGGUUCAUUCUUUACAUCAAAUCUUUUCUGAUAAGGCUGUAGAUUAUUCUACUACAAGUGGGCGUCUUGGUGCCAUAGCGUUUAUCCUUAAUUCCGUAUUUAGUUCUAUAGGACUUUGGUAUAUUGUUGGAAGAGCUAAACAGUGUCUCGACUUUGCUGCAACAGCGACGAUAGUUCAUCUGGUUUUCUGUACUUUUUAUUUGCACCAUAUCCCUGGCAGCUGGACGUGGUGGAUUGUGAACAUUGUAUGUCUGGCCAUAACGUCAGUUUUGGGUGAAUUUGCCUGCAUGAGGACAGAAAUGAAGGCUAUUCCUAUUUCCACAACGACCGGCAAAUCAAAUAUUUGAUUGAAUUGUGAAUAAAUUAUAUCAAAUGACAAAAGAUAGGCUUUCACUAUGUAAUUGACUGGGAGGCAACCAGAAGUUAGUUCAUGUACAUAUCACUCUUGUAUUUUAUCAAGAUACGUUUUAAUACUGGCUUUGCUUCCCAAGAAUACUGAGUGAAAGCUAACAAACCUAAUGCCAUUCUGAAAUGGCAAUGAUAAGAAUAUAUAUAGAGAUAUUGUGUAUAUAAGAGGUAUUAUAUUUUUUGGUAGAAUUAUGGAAGAAAUGUAUGGUGAACCUGAAGUGUAAUUAAUAAUGUACAGAUAAUGAUAUUUUAACUUUGUUCAAUAGAUUGAGAACUAAGAAAUUCAAAACUAAGGAUUUAAGAAAUGACAUCAAAGGUUUCUGGCAGAUAAUUUGUGUAACCCCUUGGAUAGAUUUAAACCCUUUAAAUCCACGUGUAAAUGAAUGUGUUGUACCCGGUAUGGGGAAUUUUGUCCGGUCGGAUUAAUUUCCA